AUGACCACGCUUACUGCCCCUUCUUUUGACGAUUACUAUGACUUGACCUCGGAUGAAGAGGCCCUCCUCGUCGACCUCGCUUCCAAGAUUGCACCCGCCCCACCUGUGAAAGCGGUUUUAUCGACCACGACCUCCGUCUCGGUGCAGAGUUCCUCUGCGAGUGCGACGAUCGCCCAGGGCCAUGUGGCACGGAAGUAUGAGUCCGCCUGUGUAUCGUCUGUCUCCGUAUCUACGACGGCCACAGCUUCCAAUCUUGAGCAAUUUCCCGGCGCAUUCCCUGCCUCACAAGAACAGACCCAACCCCAAAAGGAUGGUGUCGUCUACCCAGAUCUCACCCGCAUCCUAGCUACUCUUCCUGUGCAAAAGGACCCCGAGCCGCAAAAAGAGCGAACCGCCCCCAAGCAGGAAAAGAGCGAUGAUUCGGACAUUGAAGAACUAGGAGCAAGAGACUUGUUCAGAGAUGAGCGGUCACCGCUGCUACGAUUCCGCACAUUCCCCAAGAAGCCGUUUUCGAAAAACCAAGACGGCCAUCAUGAGACAGGGAUCGAGGGUUCACAAAAGCUGGAGGACCAGGUGCACACUACAGUCCGCAUUGACGUCGACACCAAAGAGGACCUGUUUGGGCUCAAACUAUGGAACUUCAUCCAGGGGCUCAGGACGCUACGGGAUACGGGAUUGACCCGGGAGCUCGAGGUGUGGGGCAUGAUUGACGGGCAUUUGUGUACCGGGAUCAUCGACAGCCUCAGCUACAGUUGCCCCAACUCGGAUUUUGAAGAAGAAGUCAUCUCCAGCAGUCAGGAGUCAUGCCAGGACAAUGGAGCCGCCAAGGUGCGCCAGACCUCGUCUCGGAUCGUCUACCUCUGCGACGUAAAGACUAGAGGCAAGCCGUAUCCGCCCAAGGGAUCAGCCAUGCUACGGCCAGUCAAGAUCCAACUUUUUCUCUAUUACAGAUUCCUCGCCGAGAUGAUCAAGGGAAACCUUGAUUUUUUCAGGGUGUUUCGGCGUCUCAACGUGGACCCGGACGAAGACUUCUCGGACGAAUUUAUCGCGCAGGUGGGCGGCCUCCACGACGAGGUUUUUUACGACGCAGAUCCCGACAGCUCGCAAGAGAGCAACGAUGGCGGUGAUGGCCCGUCUUCGGACCUGAUCAAGUAUCGCACUCUCCGCGAGCUUCUGCCCCUCCUUUGGGAAGAGGUUCGUCUCACCUUUUCCGACGGUGUCGACUCGCUCGGCCUACUCUUGUCCGUUGACUACCGGUUCAGAGACGACGGGAGCAUCAUUGGGAGCUACACCUUCCCCAUGGAUGACAAGGCGCUGGAUCUCCACAUCGCAGCAGAUAUGCAGUGGUGGAAGGGCGAGCGGCAGCCUGUUGGCGUUGACAUCGAGGACGCUUUCAAGUGUCGGUUUUGCGAGUUUCGGGACAAUUGUUCAUGGACGGCCAGGAUCAAUGAGGAAAGGCUCGUGAAAGCUAGGGAGAAGAUUCGAAAUGGUGGCGGCGGUGGCCACUCUUAUUAUUGA
Molecule: messenger RNA, 1518 nt
Organism: Parascedosporium putredinis
Lineage: Eukaryota; Fungi; Ascomycota; Sordariomycetes; Microascales; Microascaceae
Source: the annotation of a GenBank genome assembly